UGCCAACUGGCUGGUAGUAUCUGUCAGCUGUCUGCACACUGUUUACCCAUAGGGGAUCUAUUACAAGUGCUCAAAUGAUCGGGCAGCUUAGAAACUAGCAGCUUCCUGGGAGCUGCAAUUACAUAAGCAUAUAUUUUUAAUACAAUAAUAAUUCAAAAACAAGUAGCAGCGGUAUGCCUGGAUCAGCUACAGCUUUCCGGCAAGAGAGGCUGAAGAAGACCAAUGCAAGGCCAAUUCCCCUUGGUUUAUUCACCAUUAAUGAGGAAGAUGAACAGCAAAAGAAUGGAAAUUCCAGAAGACCGAAAGCGCCUGACAGCUACAAAGUACAUGAGAAGAAAACUGCUGCCUCCAACCGGCCGCCCUCUGCUAUUUCAGGACAAAAUAGCAACCACGCAGGAAAUAAGCCAGACCCUCCACCUGUGCUGCGGGUUGAUGACCGGCAGCGACUGGCCCGGGAGCGGCGUGAGGAACGGGAAAAGCAGCUAGCUGCAAGAGAAAUACUCUGGUUAGAAAAAGAAGAGCGAGCCAGGCAGCACUACGAAAAGCACCUGGAAGAGAGGAAGAAGAAGUUGGAAGAGCAGAGGCUGAAGGAAGAGCGGAGGAGGGCUGCUGUGGAGGAAAAGCGAAGGCAGAGACUAGAGGAGGACAAAGAGCGCCAUGAAGCUGUUGUACGACGUACGAUGGAAAGGAGCCAGAAACCAAAACAGAAGCAUAACCGAUGGUCAUGGGGAGGCCCUCUCCAUGCCAGCCACAGCGUUCACAGUACAGAUCCAGACAGGCGGUCAGUUUCCACCAUGAAUCUUUCGAAAUAUGUUGAUCCCGUCAUUAGCAAGCGGCUCUCCUCUUCAUCUGCAACUUUACUAAAUUCUCCAGAUAGAGCUCGCCGCCUGCAGCUCAGCCCAUGGGAGAGCAGCGUUGUUAACAGACUGCUGACGCCCACGCACUCGUUCCUGGCCAGGAGUAAAAGCACAGCUGCCUUGUCUGGAGAUGCAGUUAUCCCCAUUUGUCCUCGUUCAGCAUCUUGCAGCCCCAUCAACAUCAUGCCCUACAAAGCUACACACUCUAGAAAUCCGAUGGAUCGAACAAAAUUCUUAGUAACACCGCACGAUGGCUCUGCGCGAAGGAGGACUAUUCACGGCACAGCGGGCCAUAAAAGAGAGAGGGAGAGAGAAAACGCACCCUUCCACCGCACAUCCGGCAUCCGAAGGGCUUUGUCUCCAUCUCAUCCCAAAGCCAGAUCACCAGCUUCCCCCCGACUGUGGCUCCCAUCCAAGUCGCUUCCUCAUUUGCCUGGCACGCCCAGACCUACAUCUUCCUUGCCUCCCGGACCAGUCAAAGCUACCCCUGCUCAGGUCCGGCCCCCAUCCCCUGGCAACAUCCGCCCUGUCAAGAGGGAAGUCAGAGUGGAACCUGAGAGAAAAGACCCCGAGAAGGAACCUCAGAAAGUUGCCAAUGAGCCCCCACUAAAGGGUCGAAUACCUCUAGUGAAGGUGGAAGAAGCCACAGCUGAAGAGGGGACGGCUGGGGAAGCCGAGGAUGCCUCUGUUGUUCCAGCCCCAGCUCCAGCCCCAGCCCCCACUCCAGCCUCCGUCCCAGCGACAGUCCCAGUACCAUCAUCAACUGUGACUGCCAGUGCUUCUCCUAAGACCUCGGCAGGCACCACCGACCCAGAAGAGGCCACAAGGCUGCUUGCUGAGAAGAGGCGGCUGGCCCGAGAGCAGAGAGAGAAGGAGGAAAGGGAAAAGAGGGAGAGGGAAGAGCUUGAAAGACAAAAGAGAGAGGAAUUGGCCCAAAGGGUGGCUGAAGAGAGAAGUCGCCGGGAGGAAGAAGCCCGCCGGCUGGAAGCGGAGCAGGCCCGGGAGAGGGCCGAGCAGCUGCGGCGGCAGGCGGAGGAGCGCGAGCAGCGCGAGCGGGAGGAGGCGGAGCGUCUGCAGAAGCAGAAAGAAGAAGAAGCUCGUGUUCGUGAGGAAGCCGAGAAGGCCCGGCAGGAACGGGAGAAGCAUUUCCAGAGAGAAGAGCAGGAGCGCCUGGAGAGAAAGAAGCGACUUGAGGAGAUUAUGAAAAGAACCAGGAGAACAGAAGCUACAGAUAAGAAAACUGUUGAUCAGAGAAAUGGAGAUAUAGCCAAGGGAGCUCUCACUGGAGGAACAGCAGUCUCUGCACUUCCCGGUAUGAUGAACUCUCCAGGAAAUGGAGACCCAGCAGCCAGCCCACAUAUGGUUACCUCACACCAAUCAAAAGUGACUGUGGAAAGUACUCCCAAUUUGGAAAAACAGCCAAAUGAAAAUGGAGUCUCUCUCGAGAAUGAAAAUUUUGAAGAAAUCAUAAACUUACCUAUUGGAUCUAAGCCAUCCAGAUUAGAUGUCGCCAACAGUGAGAACCCAGAGAUUCCUUUGAAUCCAAUUUUGGCCUUUGAGGAUGAAGGGACGCUUGGGUCCCUGCCUCAGGUGGAUGGUGUUCAAACACAACAGACUGCAGAAGUUAUAUGAGUGUUUCUUCUGAAGAACCAAAGCUGAAAUUUAAUAAGAAUUUCUACAAUUAAAGAAAUUCCUUCUAUGCUGUAAAGGAGCAUCCCCCAUCCUCCAGUGUUCUAAAGAUUUCUGACCAUCAUUUUGCAAAGACUUUAUUAAAACCAGCUAAAGACAACAAACUGGAUAGCUUUUCUAAUAAUUUUCGCCAAUAGAAAAAAAGAAAUGCUCCUUGUUCUUCCGUACUUUAAAAUGGCUUUUUCCAGAGAGCUCCUUUUAGCAAAUCAAGUUGUUGUUGUUUUUAUUCUAUGUAAAAGAAAUGGGCUGACUUGGCAUGACUUUCCACAUAGAUAUUUUGAUGUUUAAAAGCUAGCAGGUAAAAUUGGCACAAAAAAUUUACCUUUUACAAUACAAUACUUGAAAAACAAGUACCUCUUUGCUCUACAAGUAGAGGGAGUAGGAGAGGUGUUUAAAUUAAGCCUGUUUAUUUAAAUAAUAUUGCAAAGAGCUCUAUCUGUAGAGACAAAUUAUAGGCAGAUUACCAGGUUCUUGUUAAUGCAACUUGUACAUGGACGUUCUGCAAACCCAGCAGUCACAUUUUUGCAUCUCUUUUUCCAAAGGCAUACUAAACAUUUUUUAAAUGUGAAGGGGGGAAAAAAACCAUUAUUUUUUCAGAGCAAGAAAAUAAUUUACUGUCCUCUUAAAUACUGUAUUUAUAAAGUUUUUCCAGAAAAAUUAAUCAAAUAAAUUAGAGUAAUCUGACAACAGUGCAGAUUUGAUUUAUUAGAUUCAUUCCUUAUGUUACCAUGAGAGAAUGUUACUGAUGAUUCAGGGUUAUUUCCAAAGUCUGUGUAUUGCUGCUGUCCCCAGUGAUAGUGGGACUUGUCUUUGCCUUACCUGAUGACAAAUUAUGUUGAGGGGGUGGGGGGAUAAAGGCUUACUAUUUCUUUAAAUAAAAAAAGAAUUUGGUUUUGCUCGUUUAAGAGCAAUGAAAAAAUGAUGGGAUGUUGACUGUGUUUGGCACACAGGACACUGCAGGACACCGUUAUGAAUGUCCUUCUGCGUGGCAUCCAUCAGCUUUCACUUUUCAUUCUUCACUUUUGCUGCUGAGCUUAGCUGUACAAACUUGCACUUUCACUUACUAAUAUAAAUUCCAUUUUAUUUUACCAUUUGAGAGGCUACGAAUAACUAAAUAUUGAAGAAGAGUGAACACAUGUGUUUAUGUGGAAUGUAUAAAAAAGUAAACUUCUACCACUGUAGUGUAUUGGUUUUUAUUCAAAGAGAGGUUGGUUAAUCUAGAUUGAAUGAGAGACUAUUCAUAUAUUGGACUAUUUCCUUAAAAUCCAAGCAUAUCGUCUUUAGUAAUACAGUAGCUGUAAUUUGUUAAAACGUUAAUUUGGGGGUUUUCCCUAUACCCAAUUGUCCAUGUACACAUAAUCACAUUAAAAAGAUCUGUUCAACAAA
Molecule: messenger RNA, 3932 nt
Organism: Myotis myotis
Lineage: Eukaryota; Metazoa; Chordata; Mammalia; Chiroptera; Vespertilionidae
Gene: MAP7
Product: microtubule associated protein 7
Exons: 18
Coding region: 174-2489 (771 amino acids)
Biological process (GO): microtubule cytoskeleton organization
Cellular component (GO): microtubule cytoskeleton
Source: RefSeq, a predicted model, not a curated record